Molecule: messenger RNA, 1798 nt
Organism: Mercenaria mercenaria
Lineage: Eukaryota; Metazoa; Mollusca; Bivalvia; Venerida; Veneridae
Product: craniofacial development protein 1-like
Exons: 8
Coding region: 101-1030 (309 amino acids)
Source: RefSeq, a predicted model, not a curated record
AUUUAAACAAUCAAGUGAGCUAGUUUUACAUUUCCGGUUUCGACUUUUUUGUCUAUGUAUUUUUCAACAAGAGAUUAUAGAAGUUGAAUAGACCCCCAUAAUGUCUGACGAAGAAGAUUAUGAUUCCUCUGAAGAUGAAGAUUAUGUCCCAUCAGAUGGUGAGGCGGUAUCAGAAGAGGAGAAUUCAGGAGAAGAAGAAAAUCUGGAUGCUUUGAAAGAGGAUGGAGAACCAAUCAAAACAGGAAAGAGGAAGCGGAAACCAGCAAAACAAAAACAAACAACCUCCAGGAAGAGAGUUGGAGGUAUAAAACUGGAUAAUGAGACUGUUACAGAGGAGACAGAACAAGAUAACGCUAAUAAAGUGUUAGCCGAACAGAUAAAACUCGAACAGGAGCAGAAGAAACAGGAGCAGGAGAAGAAACGUGCUGAUGAUUUGUGGUCUAGUUUCAUGUCAGAUGUUGGUAAAAGACCAGAGAAGAAACCAGUGGCAUCAACUGGGUUAGGAACAUUGUCGAGUUCAAUAAACAAGGCAACACCAAGCAAAACACCUGUAACUCAGACAAAAACAAGUGUUGAAGAGACAAAGCCAAGUUCAGCGACGUCUCAGAAGUCUACUAUUACAGUUACAAAAGUGUAUGACUUUGCAGGAGAAGCUGUCAAAGUUACAAAAGAAAUAGAUGUUAACUCAAAAGAAGGGAAAGCAGAACUAAAGAAGCAGCAAGAAAAAGAUACAGAACCUCAGACUGUAGAGAAACCUGUCAAAACGACGCCUCUUGGAGUAAAGAGACCAGGUGGAGGACUUGGAGGAGUGCUUGAGAAAAUCAACAAAAAACCAAAAAUGGGAACAUUGGAGAAAUCCAAGAUAGACUGGGAAGAGUUUAAAGAAAAAGAAGGAAUUCACGAGGAGCUCAAAAUACAUAACAGAGGAAAACAAAGUUACAUUGAAAGAAUGAACUUUCUACAAAGAACAGACCAAAAACAGUUUGAAAUUGAGAAAAGUCUGAGACUUGGGACAUCCAGUAAAAGAUGACACAAACAACAUGGCUGAUAGUUCUGUAGAGUAAUUUAAAUCUCACAAAUCACGAAACUGUUCAUAAGACAGUGUAAUAAUUCAGUUGUUAUCAUCACUUUGGAAAAGCUGACAUUUCAGCUGAUUGUGACACCUAAAAGUACUGUUGUAACAGAUACUAGUGUGUGGCCAAAAUUUGGAGAAAUUUAGUAACAGUCUAAUAAAACAGUGUUUAAAAAGUUGUCUUUUUUAUGAAGUAUCUCAAAUCCAAAUUGUGAAAGACAUUGUGUGAAGUUAUGAAGUUAGCAAAAGUACCACUCUCACGUUUUUGCUUUUAAACUGAUGAUAGUAUGAAAUUGAUUGUUACGUUAAUAAUUUUGGGAGCAGCGGAAUGUUGGGAACAUUGGAAUUUUGUAAACAACAGAAUUUUGGUACUGCAGAAGUUUGGGUGAUUUCACUGCUAACAAAAGACACAUGAUGUUGUGGUCUGAUUGAUGUAUAGCUGAUCUCUUCAAGCUUUUUUUACACUGACAGUUACCAGUAUGAAUCUGAUUGGAAUAGUCACAACUGAAAUGUUGUACAAAGAACUUUUUGGAAGAAUAUCCGUGUAUCAUUAGAAAUACUUGUAAAGUAAAUGUGUACAUUUGUGUCUGUAAACAAUAUGAGGGCAGAAUUUUAUUAAGGUGAAACAGAAAGUGACUGAACAUAAAAAAUGAUUUUAUGCUGCAAAGCCAAGCUAUGUUUAUAUCAUUUUAUUCAUUCAAUGAAAAAUAAACAGAAAGAAAUAGA